AUGGACACUUCAAAUAACAAUAAUCUUAAUAUACUCGAUUUACCUAAUGAAAUAUUACUAAUCAUUUUCAAUAAACUGAAUACGGUCGAUGCUCUCUAUUCGCUUGUGGAUAUUAAUGAACGAUUUGAUCGAUUAGUAUUUGAUUCACUUCAUAUUCGGAAUCUUGAUACGACAAGCAUGGUCAUAAAAUCAUAUUAUGAUCGUAACUUUUCAAUAGACAAGAAUGUUCUUUUAAGAAUAUGUGAAAAAAAUUUACCACGAAUUCAUCAUCAAUUAAAUGAACUUAUUGUUGAACAAAAUUCAAUGAAACAUAUUCUUUUUACUGUUGCUUAUCCUCAACUUUACUCAUUAUCACUUGUUAAUUUUCAAGAAGAAAUACUUUUUCAAUAUUUAAGAGGUUAUUCAAUUCUUCAUCAUAUUCUUUGUCAACAAAUUAUAGAUCUUAAUAUUGAUGUUCCGUAUAAGCCAAAAUCAAAAGUAUCUAAAACUCUAUCAAGUAUAUUUGCAUUGAUUUUAUCUAUAUGUCAACGAUUAAUUAAUUUGAAUUUUUUGUCAAUUAUUUUAUGA
Rotaria sp. Silwood2 is the source of this 567-nucleotide messenger RNA. The record is from the annotation of a GenBank genome assembly. Lineage: Eukaryota; Metazoa; Rotifera; Eurotatoria; Philodinida; Philodinidae.